CGUUUAUACCAUUAUGAGUAUUUUUUAAAAUUUAUACGCAAAUGACUAACUGCAGCAUUAAAACGUGAUAAAACUAAUGCGAAUUCAAAAUUAUUCAAAAGCAAUUUUUUGCUUACAAGUUUUACAACAAAUACCUAUUGUAUCGUAAACAUAGAACAUGGAAAAACUUAAAUUUCGUUUAAUCGAUCUUUUUCCCCAACUUGCAGCUGCAUUUAUUGCCACUUUAAGCUCAAUUUCGGAUGGAAUGCACUAUGCUUGGUCAGCUCCUCUUCUUCCUCUUCUCCGUGCCGAAACAAGCCCCGUAAAAAUCACAAAAAUUGACGAGAUUUGGUUAGAAGGAUCUUAUUUGGUUUCUGGUUUAGGAGGACUCCCAAUAACUAUUUCCCUAGUUGACAAAAUUGGACGAAAAAAUGCAAUUUUAGCUGCGUCAGCCACAAAUUUGUUUUCGUGGAUUUUAAUUGGUUCAUCCAGACAUGUUGCACAGUUGUAUUGUGGAAGAAUUUUGGCUGGUGUGUCUGGAGAUAUGACUUAUGUAGCAAUCCCGAUGUAUCUCUCAGAAAUUUCAAAUGAAAAGUAUCGUGGAUUUUUGACAUGUUUUAAUUUUAACAUGGUUCUACUUGGGACUUUGUUGAUUUCAGUCAUUGCUCCUUUUACACCAUACUAUGUUCCCUCAUUGGUUGGUGUAAUUUUAUUAAGCACUCAGUUAUUUAUCUCUCCACUGAUGCCAGAAUCACCGUACUUUCUUCUGAGUAAAAAUAGAAGCGACGAAGCUAAAAUAGCUCUAGAAAAACUUCGAGAAAAUCAUGCCAACAUCGACGAUGAAUUUAAUGAAAUCGCAAGAGCAGUUCAAAGGCAAAACACGCAAAAAGGAAAAUGUACAGAUUUACUUCUAGUCAGAAGUAACAGAAAAGCUGUCACAAUUAUAACAAUCCUAAUCCUCUGCCAAUUCUUCAUCGGCUUCAGUGCUAUUAUUAUGAAUGUUCACACAAUUUUAGAAGAAGCUGAUUCGUCAAACGUGAUCAAUGUCGAAAGAUACGGAAUCAUAUUUUACUCACUUAUGGUCCUUUCUGCUACUUUCUGUUGCCUAACUGUUGAUAAGUUUGGCAGAAAAAUACUUCUGAUUGUAUCAAGUGUUCUCUCCGGAGUUUGUUUACUAAUUAUGGGAAUUUAUUUUAAUUUACAAAAAUUUGAAGUUGAUGUGAAAGAUGUGGCCUGGAUUCCGGCUUAUUCAUUAAUGGGAUAUGCAAUUACGUAUAAAAUUGGAAUGGGGUUUCUACCACAAGUAAUUGUUUCUGAAUUGUUUCCAAAUAAUGUUAAAGCAUUCGGUAUGACUUACGGAGAUUUCUUGUUAAUUGUUUUUAGUUUUGUUUCCCUCAUUUUUUAUCAAUAUCUUAAUUACUUUUACGGACAUUAUGUUCCUCUUUAUACUUUUACUGUGGUUGCUUUCCUCGGAGCAAUUUUUACGUUUUAUUACGUGCCAGAGACUAAAGGCAAAACACUGGAUCAAAUACAAAUAAUGCUUCACGAAAUGUAAAACAUAUAUAGGAGUAUUAUUUUAUGUACCUACAUAUUAGCUUUGUAAAUUUUAGAUAGAUUAAGUUAAUACUAAUUCCAUAUACCUUUAUUUUAUUUUAGUGUGACAAGU
Messenger RNA from Tribolium madens (black flour beetle), 1645 nucleotides. RefSeq names its product facilitated trehalose transporter Tret1-like. The transcript is spliced from 2 exons. Gene Ontology annotation, molecular function: transmembrane transporter activity. The coding region runs from base 158 to 1534 and encodes 458 amino acids. The record is from RefSeq and is a predicted model, not a curated record. Gene Ontology annotation, biological process: transmembrane transport. Gene Ontology annotation, cellular component: membrane. NCBI's taxonomy places the organism in Eukaryota, Metazoa, Arthropoda, Insecta, Coleoptera, Tenebrionidae.